Molecule: messenger RNA, 822 nt
Organism: Plasmodium cynomolgi strain B
Lineage: Eukaryota; Apicomplexa; Aconoidasida; Haemosporida; Plasmodiidae
Exons: 1
Coding region: 1-822 (273 amino acids)
Biological process (GO): nucleotide-excision repair; DNA replication; double-strand break repair via homologous recombination
Cellular component (GO): chromosome, telomeric region; site of double-strand break; DNA replication factor A complex
Molecular function (GO): nucleic acid binding
Source: RefSeq, a predicted model, not a curated record
AUGGAUAUGAACUUCGGCUUCUGCAAUGACGCCUUCUUCGAGCAAGGCAACAGAUCAACGGAUAAGGAAGACAUAGAGGAGCUGAAAAAAGGAGAGUCGAACGAAAUAACCAAAAAAAACAACGAAUUAGGAGAGGAAAAAGAGCUACCCAAAGAACUAUGUGUCCCAGUUACGAUCAAAUUGUUAUUGAACAAAAUGAUGAGUCAUGAAGAAUUUAAAAUUCAUGACUUUCAAAUAAGUGGCAUUAUAGUCUUCGGAAAAGUAUGCAAAAUUAAGGAGUUGGCUAGUGCCAUCAUUUUUGAAAUUUGUGAUUAUACUGGAAAUAUUGAAGCCAAAUAUAAUAAGGACGCGAAAAAUGAAAAAGUGAAAGAUCAUAUAGAAAGCAUAAAAAUAAAUGACCACAUUAAAGUCGUAGGAGUUGUUUACUCCCCGGAGAGUAAAACAGAGCAAAUACAAAUAAGCAUAUCAUACAUUAACAAGGUGGAAGAUUGGGUCUCGUACUUUUCCUAUUUCACCUCUGAUGUUAUCUAUUGCUACUUAAAGCUUUUAAAAUUAAAAAAUAUUUACACUCCCAACGGGGUCAAUAAUGAAGAUAAACCCUGGUCUCACGUAACUUUAGACACAUACUACAAUCAGCUAGAUGACAUCGACACGGACAUCAUAAAAUACUUACACACGACAAGUGAGAAAUAUGCGAACCAACAGGACAUCUUCGAACACCUCAAAAAGUAUCACUCAGAAAUGAACAUAAAGAAGUCUCUCACGAAGCUUAUUGAGCAGUACGAUUUGGCGCAGUACGAGGAUAUCAUAAGUAUACCCUAA